AUGCCUGUACAGUCCACGAAUGGCAACGGUGCCGUCAAUGGCGCCGACUUUGGCCAGUUCGCCGCUUCCCACGGUCACGGGGCGAACGGUCGCGCAUCAGCGCUUGCAACCAGUGCUUCUGCGCUCAAUGGUGACCAUGUGAAUGGCAACCACACCAACGGAAACACUGCUCAACUGCAUGGCAUCAACGGAUAUGGCUCACAGGCCAACGGACAUUCGUCCAAUGGCAACCAUGCCAAUGGGCGCGCUGACUCCGCUUUCAACGCUGGGGGCCCCUCGAGCUCUGCUGCAUCCGCCAGUCGUCCCAAUAUUCUUUUCGUCAUGGCCGACCAGCUGGCCGCGCCGCAACUUCGCAUGUACAACGAAAAGUCUCAGAUCAAGACACCAAACCUCGAUCGUCUCGCAAGCGACGCCGUCGUGCUCGAAUCUGCAUAUUGCAACUCUCCGCUCUGUGCCCCCUCCCGUAUGGCUCUCGUGACCGGCCAGCUUCCCUCCAAGAUUGGCUCCUAUGACAAUGCUGCUUCCAUCAGCUCCGACCUUCCCACCUACGCUCACUAUCUUCGCUCAGCGGGCUACGAGACUGUCCUGGCUGGAAAGAUGCACUUCAUCGGCGAUCAGCUCCACGGCUUCGAAAAGCGUCUCACUGCCGACAUCUAUCCAGGAGACUAUGGCUGGGCUGUCAAUUGGGAUGAGCCGGACCGCAGACUGGAGUGGUACCACAACGCCUCGAGCAUCCUUCAAGCCGGUCCAUGCGUACGAUCCAACCAGAUGGAUUACGACGAAGAGGCCCUCUACAAAUCCAAGCAGUAUCUCUUUGACCAUGCCCGCCGCCGUGGCGGUGGCGCCGAUGCGCGACCCUUUGCUCUCACCGUUAGCUUCACACAUCCGCACGACCCUUACACCAUCGAGGAGGAGUAUUGGAACCUCUACGAAGGCGUCGACAUCAACAUGCCCGAAGUCGAGAUCCACCCAGACAGGCAAGAUCCUCAUUCAAAGCGUCUCCGUCACGUCUGCGACCUAGAGGGCAGAAACUUUACGCCCGAGCAGGUCAAGCGUGCCAAGCGCGCCUACUAUGGUUCCGUUUCGUACGUUGAUGCCAAGAUCGGCGAGCUGCUCAGCACGCUUGACAAGUGCGGCUUACGCGACGACACCAUCAUCGUCUUCAGUGGCGAUCAUGGAGACAUGCUUGGCGAGCGAUCCUUGUGGUACAAGAUGAGCUACUUUGAGAGCUCGGUCCGUGUGCCGCUUCUGUUCAACUACCCAAAGAUGUUUGCCCCUCGCAGGGUAAAGGCCAACGUAUCAACCAUGGAUCUGUUGCCCACCUUUUGCGAUAUCAUCGGCAUCCCGCUGCAACCUCAAUUGCCGCUCGACGGCACCAGCAUGUUCCCGCACCUCGUCGGACAAACGGGUCAUGACACCGUCAUCGCAGAGUACAUGGGAGAAGGUACCGUCGCCCCCCUUUUCAUGAUCCGUCGCGGCCCCUGGAAGUACGUCACUUGUCCCGUCGACCCCCCUCAGCUUUUCAAUCUGGCACACGACCCCAGGGAGCUCAUCAACCUCGCUUCGGACAGGAACUCCCUCGACGCACAGACAAGGGCGACCCUCGAAGCUUUCGAGAUUGAAGCACUCAAGCGUUGGGACAUGGCAAAGAUCACCGAGGACGUGCUGGCGGUGCAGCGCCGCAGACGCUUCGUCUUUUCCAGCCUCAAGCAGGGCGCCUGGACCUCUUGGGAUUAUCAGGUGCCUACCGACACGCAGAACAUGUACAUUCGUUCUCAUCUUGAUCUCGACGACCUCGAGCGCAUGGCCCGCUUCCCUCCCGUCGACGAGUUUGGCCGCACCCUUCCUGCGUCGUCAAACGCCGCAGCGCACAUCGACGCAAAAUUGCAGCACGCAUAG
Molecule: messenger RNA, 1899 nt
Organism: Pseudozyma hubeiensis SY62
Lineage: Eukaryota; Fungi; Basidiomycota; Ustilaginomycetes; Ustilaginales; Ustilaginaceae
Product: arylsulfatase
Exons: 1
Coding region: 1-1899 (632 amino acids)
Molecular function (GO): sulfuric ester hydrolase activity
Source: RefSeq, a predicted model, not a curated record